Messenger RNA from Lycium ferocissimum, 534 nucleotides. RefSeq lists its product as uncharacterized. Lineage: Eukaryota; Viridiplantae; Streptophyta; Magnoliopsida; Solanales; Solanaceae. Gene Ontology annotation, molecular function: nucleic acid binding. The coding region runs from base 1 to 534 and encodes 177 amino acids. The transcript has 3 exons. The record is from RefSeq and is a predicted model, not a curated record.
AUGUAUCGUGAUUUGAGACAGUUGAGUAGGAUAAAGAGGGACAUCGCUGAUUUUGUUUCUCAGUGUUUGAAUUGCCAGGAAGUUAAGUACGAGCACCAGAGACCAGACCGACGGUCAGUCGAAAGGAAUAUUCAGGUGCUUGAGGACAUGUUGAGAGCUUGUGUUAUCGACUUUGGCGGUCAUUUGGCCCAGUUCUUAUCGUUGGUAGAGUUUGUGUACAACAACAGUUAUCACUCGAGUAUCGACAUGGCACUGUUUAAGGCUUUAUAUGGUGGGAGAUGUCGUUCUCCGAUUGGGUGGUUUGAUGCUUUCGAGGUGAGACCUUGGGGUGUUGUUGAAGGUUCACCCAUGAAGGUUGUGAUGCGAUUUGGGAAGAAGGGAAAGUUGAUCCUGAGGUUUAUUGGUGCCUUCGAGAUUCUCUAUCGUGUUGUUAAGGUGGCUUAUGAGUUGGCUUUGCCACAAGGUCUGUCAGAUGUUCAUCCGGUAUUUCAUGUUUUGAAGAAGUACCAUUCUGACGAUUCUUACAUCAUUUAG